Anguilla rostrata (American eel) is the source of this 9487-nucleotide messenger RNA. RefSeq names its product protein piccolo. Gene Ontology annotation, cellular component: nucleoplasm. The coding region runs from base 357 to 7919 and encodes 2520 amino acids. The transcript has 2 exons. The record is from RefSeq and is a predicted model, not a curated record. Lineage: Eukaryota; Metazoa; Chordata; Actinopteri; Anguilliformes; Anguillidae.
UAAAAUAAUCCAGGUCAUCAUCCCCUCAUCCCGCUGCAGCCUAAAGGGUGGAGGGAGCGCCAUGUGCUCCUCUUCUCUGCACACUCCUCUCUCUCUCUCCCUCCCUCUCUCUCUCCCUCUCUCUCUCUCUCCUUUUUCCGAGGCGGUGUGGCAGCACAAGUCUCCUAACGCAGUAAGACUGUAGCCUGCACUGGUGCCGCCCUCGCAGCCCCGGAGGAGGAUCUGGACGUUGCCGGGUGCCGUUGCAGGACUAGGGGGGUUAACUGUACCCUCUGGAGGGUCUGUCCCACAGGCGUGCCUGCUCUCGAAGGCUACUUGUAGGGGAAGCUGUGGCCCAGUGAGGCUGCAGCAGGGAGAUGGAGAGCUUGUCCAUGGAUGACGACAGGCUGUCCUUCCUCCGCUCCACGCCGUUCAGCUUCAGUCUGUACAACAGGGACGGCCCCAACCGCGUGGAGAUCUUCGACAUCACCCGCAUCCCCACCUGCCGCAGCGCCAUCUCCGAGACCACCUGCCUCUGCGACAUUUUCGGGGACGACUGCGAGUCGCCCACCCUCUCCAGCAGCCCCCCGACCGGGUCGCUCGCCAAAGUAGAGGAAGACAAGUUUGCACGGGCAGACGACUCCCCCAACGAUUCCCCCGGGUCCUACCACACGGCUAACGGCUCAGAGCAGCUGAGCGACUCCAGCGACACGUUCGAAGAUUCUAAAGACGUCCUCUCCCCUGUACCUCCACCGACUGCCUCCUUACCUGAAGCCAGGGGUGCGUCACCCUUGUCCAAAUCCAAUGGCCUAUCCCCUGACCCCCAGACCACGCCCCCCUCAGCUCAAUCCAAGGGAACUGCCUCCUCACCAAGGAGUGUAGCCCCCUUGUCUCUCUCACCUGAACCCAGGAGUGCUAACAUCUCACCCAAACAUAGGACUACUGCCAGCCCUCAUACCCCAAGCAUUAAAUUCCCUUCACUUGAAGCCAGCUGUUCAGGUCUGUCAUCUGAACACAGGAGCAUCGACAUCUCUCCUAAAUCUGAAGCAACUGCCACCCCUUACAAGCAUAGGAGCACAGCCCCCUCACCUGCACCCAGGGACACCGAUGUCUUUUAUGAGGCAACAGAUACUACCCCCACUCCUGAAGACUGGGAUGUACGGCACACAACUGAACCCAGAGGCACAGAGCCCAGGAUUACUGCCAUCCCACCUGAACCCAGAUCUAUAUCGCCAGAACUACAACACAGGGUUAAACCCUCCAGACCAGAACCUAGCGUUGCAUCCUUACAAACAGAAUAUAAGCCUAGCUCCCUAGAACUGGAACUCAGAGCUGAAAUCCCUGACUCAGAACCUAGAAAUACUUCUCCCAAGCCAGAACCCAGGGCUCUAUCUGCAGAACCAGAACCCAGGGCUACAUUCUCAGAACCAGGCCCCAGGGCCAUAUCCCCAGAAAUAAAACCAAGAACUACAUCCCCCAAACAAGAACUCAGUGCUGCAUCCACAGAACCAGAAUCCAGGGUUGUAUCCUCCAAAUUAGAACCUAGUGUUACAUCCUUAGAACCAGAGCCAAGAGAUAAAUCCCCAGUAAUAAAACCCAGGGCUAUAUUCCCCUUAAAGGAACUGAGUGCUAUACUGCCAGAACCGGAACCUAGUGCUACGUCCCCAGAACCAGAAUUUAGGACUCAAUUUCCAGAACCAAAAUCUAGUGAUACAUCCCCAGAACCAGAACCUAGUACUACAUCCCCAGAACCAGAAUUUAGGACGCUAUCUCCAGAACCAGAACCUAGUGCUACAUCUCCACAGCAAGAAUGUUGUGCUGCAUCACCAGAACCAGAAUUUCAGACUCAAUUUCCAGAAUUAGAACCUAGUGCUAUAUCCUCAGAACCAGAAUUUAGGACUCCAUCCCCAGAAUCAAAACCUAGUGCUACAUCCCCAGAACCAGACUUUAAGGCUCCAUAUCCAGAAGCAGAACUUAGUGCUGCAUCCCCAGAACCAGAAUUUAGGACUCCAUCUCCAGAACAAGAACCUAGUGCUACAUCCCCAGAACCAGAAUUUAGGACUCCAUCUCCAGAACAAGAACCUAGUGCUACAUACCCAGAACCAGAAUGUAGGACUCCAUCUCCAGAACAAGAACCCAGUGCCACAUACCCAGAACCAGAAUUUAGGACUCAAUAUCCAGAACCAGAACCUAGUGCUACAUCCCCAGAACCAGAAUUUAGGACUCCAUCUCCAGAACCAGAACCUAGUGCUACAUCUACAGAACCAGAACCUAGUGCUACAUCUACAGAACCAGAACCUAGUGCCACAUCCUCAGAACCAGAAUUUAGGACUCCAUCUCCAGAACCAGAACCUAGUGCUACAUCUACAGAACCAGAACCUAGUGCCACAUCCUCAGAACCAGAAUUUAGGACUAAAUCUCCAGAAUCAGAAUCUAGUGCUACAUCUUCUAAAUCUGAACCAAGAUCUACUUACCCAGAACUGAACACUAUCUGUCCAUCACCUGAAGGCACAAUCUCUGCCAGUUCCCCCAAACCCAGGGGCCUUGUGGUCUCCCUUAAACCCAAUGCUACUUUCUCCUCAGCCGAAUCCAUAGAAACAGUUCUAUUACGGGAAACAACAAUAACUGCCCACACAGCUGAAUCCAAGGCUAGCAGCCCUACACAAGAACCUAGGAUAAAAGAUCCCUCGCAUGAACCUAGACAAACUAACCCUUCUCUGGAGAUGAGAAGCACCAAUCUCUCUCUUGAAUCUAAGACUGCCACCCAUGGAUUAGAAACCUGGUGCUCCACUGCCUCACCUGAACCCCCAAGCACAGUUAACUCACGUGAACAACGGAAUUCAGAGAUCUCAUCUGAACCCAGGCGCCCCACUAUAUCUGCAGAGUGCAAAAAUCCAGAAUUAUUUAAACUUACAGGCCAUGCCGCUGAACAUUCAGGAACCGCUGCGGUGUUGGAACUUGGAGAUCGGGAUCAAUUGCUUAAACCUACAACAGAACCCACAGACACAAGCUGCCCACCCAAGCCCUGCGAAAGAGAGGAGGGAAGGAUGACUGCUGUCCUGGCCAACAGCAAUGCUGGUGAGGGGCUUCAGUCUGCACAGCCCCUGUUCGCCUCAGAAACGGUCUCAAUCAGACCCCCUGGGAACCGAAAGAGCGAGGCGGGCCCGUCAGAAGAGACUGCCGCAGAGGGCCCAGGACUGAUCAGCGCACCACGGGAGCCGGGAGUUUCCACAUCUGGGGAAAGCCCCACUGUGCAACCCAGGCAGGGGGACAACAGCCAGCCUCACAGGGACAAGGGGCAGAGGGAGGGGGGAGAGGAGGAGGAGGAGGAGCAUAAAAUAGAGGAGCGGGGAGCAGAUGAGGGGGAGGGCAGCCGGGAAAAGGCCAGUUACGAAGAGCAACAGGUUGAGCUGUCAUUCAGUGCCAGGAAUAGAAGAGCGCCUGUGAGCCCCAGCUCGGCACCCACAUGCAGGCAGCUCCGGACGGGAAUGCCAGCUGGUUGUUAUUCAGACUGUCUGCUCGUCACCCAGCAGCAACAGCAGCAAAACCCGCUCAGAACUCUCAGCUCACAGAAGGAGAACCAGGCUCGCGCCAGGAAGCCUCGACCGAUUCCUCGGCCCACCAGAAGCAGCGCUAGCCAGCGCCCUGCCCCCGAAUACUCCAGUGAAACCUCCAGCAUGGGCAGCGAGUUGGAUGAAGCCGAUGACGAGGUGAAGUGGUUCACAGACCAGGCCUUCAGAAGCCUUUCCAGUCCUCAGGCAGACUACCUGGACGUGUAUAACUCCAGCCACAGGUCUUCCACAAAUGUAUCGCAGCUCUCCACGGAGGACAGCCCUGGAGCCACUGCUUGGUCGGCGUACGCGGACCUGCAGGGCUCCAUUCGCCACGAUGGCGACAAUCUCCCCCACCAGCCACCCGCGGGCCUCGCCCCGGACAGACUGGACGCGACCAGGCGCUUUGAGAUGGGGAGCUUCGAAUGCGUGGACGUGGCACUGGAGAGCCGGGAGGACGUGCGAAGAGGGAAGAGGACGGUGCCGAAGAGGCAGAUCCAGCUGAAGAGGCGGGACACCAGCGAAUCACAGGUCAGCGAGAAUGAUGAAGCGGCCACCGAUGCUGCCAAUGAGGCAGCGCCAGGCCAGAGGCAUUCAAGGGACGCGCUGCUGCGCCAGCACAGCACGCCAGCCGCCGUCCACGAGGAGUCCUGCAAGGAAGUCAAACCCGAACCAGGCGACAGGAAGCAGAAACUCCAGAAGUCCCUCUCCUUGGAUGAGACAUCUAGCAAAACAAAAACGGCCUCCUGCCUGAUCAAGAGCGUCCUCUCCAAGAAGAUGCAGCACAACCAGACUCUCGCCAUCUCCCAGCCGUCUCUCCAGAGCGGGGACUCCAGCUCCGCCGUGGGGAAGAAUGCGUCACCUGAAAGCUCGCACUCGGUCACAGAGACCCCCAAAAUGGAGGGGUCAAACCUGAGCAGCGAGCUCCCCUCAGACUGCAGCCUUUCAGAAGAAGACCUCCCACUCCAGGUGGAAUCUGCCCCACAGAGCAGCUCAGUGAAACAGCACAGGAGCUUUGACCCCAAACCACAGCCAAAACCUUUGGGCAGAUAUGGCUACAGUCCACUCCAGAGUGGCGCAAGCAGUCUAGAGUUUCAGAAGAACAACACCGGGAAGCAGGGUAUGAGAUCUGAACUGGUCAUCCCGUUCGAAAGUCCAAAGACAGAGAAACGGAGUGGCAGAGAGAUGUGGAAGCAGAGCAGCAGGGAGACAGAGAAACAGAGCAACAAAGAAAUGGAUAAACAGCGUGGCAGUGUGUGGAAACAGGGCAACGGAGGUGUAGAGAAACAGAGAGGCAGAGAUUGGGUAAAACUGCCGAGCGACGAGAACCUGUGUGAGAAGCACUCGGGUGACUCAGCAAAUGCCGUCUCCGGGAACACAGGCGCCGCUGCUACCCGAGCUCCCGGCGCUCCGGGCGGAAUGACAAACAGAAACCAGGAAUGCUACACCACCAGGUCGGAAAACUAUAAACAACAGAGCGCCAGGAGCACGUUCAUGUCCAAAACGCCAGAAAUAAUGCUCAAGCCUUGCACCGCCAGGGAGAAGAAAAAGAGUUCCCUGACGAUGGACUGCCUCUCCGGUGACUCGGCGCCCAAACAGGAAGAGAGUCGCGUGGCCCCCUCGCCCGGGCGACUGCCGGAAAAAGAAACACACGAGCGUGAGACGGAGAGCAAGACAGGAGACCGCCCAGAGAAUGGGGAGGCGUUUGAGAAGAACAGACCCAGAGCCCCCGUCCACAAGGUGAGGGACGUGAGGAAGCUGGUGAAGAACACUUACAAUCUGUCAUUUAAGGCCACUGCAGUGCCGGCGCAGGACAGCGCCCCCUGGGCCGAGGUGGUGGAAAAGCCCCCACCCAUGCAGAUUGAGUACGUCAGCCGGAAGGUAGAGGGGCUGGCAACCGGCCGACCAGGUGAGAGGCAAGCAGAGGGGGAGAAAGCACAGGUACCUGUGCAGGUCCAUUCACAGGAACCUACACAGGUGUCUGCACAGGUGCAUCCACAGGUACCUGUGCAGGUGCAUUCACAGGAACCGACACAGGUGUCUGCACAGGUGCAUCCACAGGGUCCGCCACAGGUAUCAGCACAAGUGCAGCCGCAGGUACCUGUGCAGAUGCCUCCACAGAAGGUCACACAAACCGCCUCCCUUCACAUCACUCCUAGGGGCCGUUUGUCCGAAGCUGGAGCUGCCGCACCGGACACUGCAGCCACAGAAGCUAACACUUCAGGCGUGUCAGAACCAGCCAGCCGCACAGAGAAAGUGCCUGGGGGUGGCACUCGUCACCCUAAGCUGGGCAGCACCCCCAAACUCCCCAGUAAGGACAGGGAAGUGUCCACGCUGAUGUUCCUGCAGAAUGGGCUUCCGGAGGGCGGGCUUGAACCCGGAGCACUGCCCCCUCUCGCCCUGACCGCCACCAGCUGCAGUCGCUCCGUCUCCAUGCUCCUGAAGGAGAAGGGCUUCCAGGCUGAUAUCGGAGUCUGCGACGCCCCGGCCGACGACCCUAACGCUACCGAAAAACACGUCAACACGCUGGAGGUGCCCCUGCAGACCUGCUCCGCAGAGGGGGCCUCAUCUGAGCCCUCGGACCCUGUCCCGCCUCCUGCACGCUCCUCCCCUUCUGCCCCCACCCCAUUGAUGGACCCUAAGGAGGAACGCCACCCUAGGAACCCCACCCCUCCUCAGCUCAGGGAGAUGGAUCUCGAGAGGACAAGUCUGAAACCCAGAGAGAACAACACAGGGGCCCAGGACCCAACACCCAGUUCGCCACAAACACCAGCAGCAACAUCCAGUGACAGACCCCGGCUGACACACGUGAAAACAGUGUCCACCUGCACAAGAAAACCAGCACCAGCAGCGGCAGGAUCCCCAACAUCCAGCUGCAAGCAACAGUCGGCAUCUGCAGCAGCACAACUCCACAGCAGCGACACGCAAACGUCAGCGCCGCUUGCAGCAUCCAGCAAGGAGAAUCAACCUGCGUUGUCGGCAAUCUCCAGCUGCAAACAAAAACCUCCUUUGACCAGCAGCCCAGAGCAGCCGAAUUUAACGCACAGCGACGCCCAGGAGCAGGUAGCGUUAGUUUCGUCCUGCAGCUCGUCCUGCAGCCAAUCUUCAGUGUCCACCGCAUCUCAAUCCCCGAGCUGCUCACAGCAGUCAACGAUCAGCAUAACGUCCACCAAGCGAAUCGAGAGUAGCAACCUACGCUAUUACGCCUCGGACGACCCCCCAAGCUACGAUGAAAGGGAGAGCUUCAGCCCACUGCUGCUGACGGACUUGUACUCCAGGAAACCGAACCGGUACCACCCACCCGUCCAGGCUCCACCCUGUUCCUGUGCAGCGGACGGCGUCCCCUGCCCUGGACCCCCUGACAUCACACCCCUCGUGCCUGGGCCCUCAACUGCCCAGGCUCCGCCCUCACACACCCAAGCCCCGCCCUCUCUUGCUGCUCCGCCCCCAGCUCGCCACCACCAUCAGCGAUCAGACGGCCGCUCUCUGAGCUACAAGCCGGGCUCCCCCAAGGGUGCUCCGCCAAGCCUCGCCCAGGCCCCCCCCCACCCGUUUCAGCCUCUUCACCACCCGCCUCCCGGCCUGCCAGCCUGCCCCCCCCUACUGCCGCAGCCCCGCCCCGAAAACAGCAGGCAGCCCCCCCCAGGCCAGCAGGCGGACAGGCGGCCGGGGCAGCAGCGCUCCCCCCAGCAUCCAGCUUCGCUGUCGGGCAGCAGCACCUACUCCAGCCACUCCACCCACUCGCCGGGCGUGCCCCCCCUGGAGGUGAGGCCGCAGUACCUGUGCACCCCCCCGGGGUUUGUGUCCCCUUACGGCUCAGAGUACGGCGGCGAGGGCGGCGGGGGCGGCGGCAUGCUGUACCCCGAGGGCGGGGGCGGCCUGGGGUACGGGCAGAGCCCUCGACGGGUGCUGCUGGACCCCGAAACGGGGAAGUACUUCUACAUCGAGGUGCCCAUGCAGCCGCUGCGCAAGAUGCUGUUCGACCCCGAGACGGGGCAGUACGUGGAGGUGCUGAUCCCGCAGCAGACGCUGUCCCACUCCGGCCUGUAUCCCCCCGUCGCCGCCCCCUACCCCUCCAUGCACAACCCGGGGAUGUACGCGCCGCAGUACCUGCCCUACUCCGUGCCCCCCCACUCCCAGCCCCCGUCCCCCCGCCACGCCGAGGCCCCGCCCCCGCAAGGGCUGCACCAGAGCAACGGGGGGUUCGGGACCCCCAGCAACCGGAGCCCCAAAACGGAGCCCCAAAACCACCCGCCGCUGGAUCAGGGCUACCUGGAGAGCAUGUACUACAUUCCCACCGGGAUGACCGCCAGUCCGAACCCCGCCCCUCCGGAAUUCUAUCAGAAGCUGCCCCCCAGCCUGCCGAACUCGGGGGGCAAAAGGUCCUGAAUGAAGAAAAGGGCCAGGUGUGUGAGUCAGCCGAUCCGUAUUUCUGAAACUUUUAGGAAGUUCACAUUGGGCCUGAAGGGAGGGUCUGGGUUUUUUUUUCUGGGUGAUUCUCUCCAAGCGUAUGAUCACUGUGUCUUCAUGAACAUUCUGUGCUUUGAUUAAAUCUCUCCGCAAGAGAGGUAAAAUCCACAUUCACCUGUCCGGCUUGACAAGAAAGCAGAAAAACUAGCGAAAGGACAGUGUUGGAGGAUGCUUCCUUUUUUGAGACAAGGCCACUAACUGCAGUGAAAAUAUGAACACUUCCUGUAUGGAGACGAUGUGCACACUUCUUGUGCGGUGAAGAUGCGAGCACUUUUUUGUAUGUUGGAUAUGUGGGCACUUCCUGUACAGAGAAGAUGCGGAUACUUCCUGUAUGUUAGAAAUGUGGGCACUUCCGGAAAAGUGGAAAUAGUCAGGGCUUCAUGUUCAAAGACAGAACAGUCUCAUUCGCAUUUGCAUGGCUAGCUAAACUCGCCUCUCUUCUGCUCAAUUCAGGGGCCUGACCAUCAUUGCUUUCUCAACCCCUUCUCUUUAUUUCUCUUGCUUUGAUUGCCUUUUAUUGAAUUAAUGUUUAACAAUAACUUGAGUGAAGAAUACAUGCUCAGGCUCACCUUGUGAGCUGAACAGUCCGCUUGUCUAUGCACACGUUCGUAAAGUGAACGGGCUUAAACCUUUUUAAAACUCUGCUCUUGCACUGAAAGUUAGCUUUGUUGCUGCAUUUUUUGUGUUUAUUUUCACGGUGCUAAUUGUUAGUCACCCAGACAGGGUCAACCACAGGGAUUUUGGAGGAUGUAGUCAGGGGUCUGAAACAAACUUAUAUUAUAUCACCCGAUCUACCUUCUGCCUUUUCCUCCCAAAGAUUCAACACAUGGCACCUCUGGAAAUGUUUUUGGUAACUUUGUUAUUCCCUGCUCUUGCUCUUGUAAAUGAUGGCAGGGGGUUUGCGCGUACAGCGAAAAUGUCGUUUGUAAGAAGCGUGUCCUUUCAUGAAACAGCGCUGCGACAGUACUUUAACAAUGACAUCAUGACUGUAAUGACAUCCCGUUAACAAUACAGCGAUAAAGCAGCUAAUCACGCCCUCUGAUCUCUGAGUCUGCAGAGGAGAGCUGACUAUGAUCAGGUUUCCGGGGCGUUUGGAUCUGAUGUAAAUAAGAGCGUAGACUUGUAGAGCACCAACUGCCCAAGUGCUUACACUGGUUGCCGCGGUGAUGGAGGCACUGAGCAUGCUCAAGGGAGCGCCACAGGUUUCCAUAGGAACCAUCUCACACCUCAGUCUCCUCACCUUGCAGCAUCGCAGCUUUAACACCUGCGCAGUGGGUCUACCUGUCACACCUGAUCCCCUUUCAGGCGGGAGCGUUUGUCCAUCGCUGGAAGGGCUGUUCAAUAUUUAUCACUGGUUAAAAUUAAUGAAUUAAUUCAUAUGCAAAUGAAAUGCAGUUUUUCCCCCCAGUGCUUCAGAAUUGCAUGCGACUUUUGUACACUAACGACAAAGACCUUACUUAGCCUUAAUAAAGAUGGUAUAUUUCUCA